Molecule: messenger RNA, 2588 nt
Organism: Coniophora puteana RWD-64-598 SS2
Lineage: Eukaryota; Fungi; Basidiomycota; Agaricomycetes; Boletales; Coniophoraceae
Product: DAO-domain-containing protein
Exons: 6
Coding region: 1-1149 (382 amino acids)
Molecular function (GO): FAD binding; D-amino-acid oxidase activity
Source: RefSeq, a predicted model, not a curated record
AUGGACUACACGCACAGGUGUAAUCGGCCUCACGACCGCAGUCGUCCUGCAAGAAACGCGGCGGUACAACGUCACCAUCGUCGCCGAGACCUUCCCCACCGACCCCAAGAACGCGCGCUACGCGAGCGGCUGGGCUGGCGCGCACUUCCUCAGCCAGGCGAUGAAGAGCAAGGAGCAGAAACCGCGCCGCUCUUCUCGCGCUUCACGCAGACGGAGUACAGAGACCACGAGCUGAAAGCGCACUGGCUCGAGGAGAUGCCCGACUUCGAAUACCAAACCCACACCCACACCCCUUCCUCCCUCCCCAAAAGCAUCCUCACCGCCUACUCCUUCACAACCCUCUCUAUCCACCCGACGCCGUACCUCGCCUACCUCCAGUCCCGCUUCCUCGCCGCGGGCGGAAAGCUCGUCCGCGGCACCGUGCAGCAUCUCGCACAGCUCGCAGAGGGCGGUGCGCAGGCGUUCGAGUCUCUCCCCGCUGGGUACGCCCCAUCCCAGUCCCAUACCCAGGCCCAAGAUGGACGUGAGAGACCGCAUGCGAUUAUCGCAUGCCCAGGUCUCGGCGCACGCUCGAUCGGCGGCAUCGAGGAUAAAAGCGUAGCGCCGAUGCGCGGACAGACGGUGCUCCUGCGUGCGCCGUGGCUCAAGCAUGGCUGCGGGUUCAGGGAGAAGGUAGGGCGCUACACGUACGUGGUGCCGAGGCCGGAUGGGACUGUCCUCGUCGGCUGUGCAACCAGUUCAAACUCGAACGACUGGUACCACCUCCCGCGCCCCCACACGACACACGAGAUCCUUCAACGAGCGCUCGCGCUCGUCCCUGACCUCGCACCACCACCACCUACAGAAAAAAGUGACACAUCCAAUCCAACACCCACACCAACAGACCGACACCCCCUAAUCCUCGAGACAGGCUGCGGCCUCAGCCCCGCCCGUGGCGGCUCGCGCGCCGAGGUCGAGUGGAUCCCCGCCGGACCCCGACCAAGCAGUACAGGAACCGAAGCUGCUACCAAAGAAGAGCAGACGCGGAUCCCGGUGGUGUUUAAUUACGGGCACGCGGGUUAUGGGUUCAGCACGUCCUGGGGGAGCGCGAAUCUCGCGCUGAGGAUGCUCGACGAGGCGUUGGCGGUGGGGUCGCCUCCGCCCAGUUAGGGAGGAUGGGAGAUGAAUUAAUGAAGUCGAAUGCGACGGGGACGGGUACAUGCAUGAAUGCGACGAUGUCGGUGUUUCAGACUUCGACAAACGAGGUGGAUUAGUUGCAUGGAUGGAUGGGAUGGAUGGGAUGGAUGGGGUAUGCGUGAACAACAGCAAAAGGUAUGGAUGGGUGUGCAUUAACAAAGGCGAUGACGUCCGUUCGUCUCGAUCGCGCGACAUAAACCGAGAUCCCGCAUGAGAGCAUGUAUGUAUGAAUACAGAAGUGUAAGCUAUGGCAUAAUGAUAUAGCUUCAGGCGAGCAGAACAGGGCGACUGCGAGAGGAAGAAAACACGAUGAACCAGCAUAAAGAAGAAAGCCAGAGAAGAAAACACAUUAUGGACACCGAUAACGACAACACAGACAUCAUAAACCGACCAUCUAGGCCCAACGGAGGAAAGAGAAUAGGAGAAAAAGAGCCGCUUAGAUACCGAUAAAAAAGCGUAUACCCGGACCUCACAAUAACAACAACGAUCCAUCAGAAUCCGAAGGAAAGGAUUCACCAGUACCCCGCCGGUGGCCACGUCGCAGAGCCAGUGUACGGACUCGCCACCCACGGCGAGCCAGGCGCCGGGACCUGCACCGGCGGCGCAGCAGGCGAGUGCCACGGGCUCUGCCACGGGCUCUGAAACGGCGUCUGAUACGGGCUCUGGAACGGCGACGCGUACGGCGAGUGCAGCGGCGACAUCGGCGAGCCCAGCGUGGGCACCAUCCCUGGCGCCGGAGGGCUGCCCAUCAUCAUCGGCGGUGCCGCCCCGUACGGGCUGCUGCCGACGCUCGGCGAGUACAUCACGGGCGGCGGCGGGUCGAAGUGCCGCGGCUUGGGGAGGUCGACGCGCGCGGCGCGGUCGUCUGGGCGUUGCCCGGAGAGGGCGGGGUUGGGCGACCACCAUGAGGAGGGGUCGGCGAGGAGGGCGGCUUUUUUGGAUGCCUCUUUUGCGGCGGCGCGGGCUUCGCGCUCUUCGCGACGGCGCUUGCGCCGGGCCUCGCGUUCUUCCUCAUCCAACGGGGAGGGGGCGGGGCGGUCGUGGGCGGGGGCGGGGUCCACGUCCAUGGGCUCUGCAGCUCGCGGGGUGGAAGUGUAGACGGGAGCGGCAGAGGGAGAGAGAUCGGCAGCAGCAGGAGGGGGUGUGGUGGAGCUAGAUGCUUCUGCGGCAGACGGGGAUUCCUCGCGGGGCGGAGGUGGGGGCGACUUGAGCUUGCGAGACUUGCGUUUCUCCUUCAAGACUUUCUCUUUCUGCUGCCAGGCCUCUUCCUUGGACCACUUGGAUUCAACAGGAGGGAUGACCUGAUAUGUGAUGGUCCCAGGCUCCUUGGUCUUGGAGAAAGAGACAUUCUUAGAGGUGCUGUCUCGUCGUCCUAGCGGCAUGCGGGCGUGUUAUCAGGGGUGAGGUUGAGG